UUUUGUUCUAAUCAGUGAAGGACAGGAUUAUUACAGUUUUUGUGGACUGCGACUAAUUUACUUCCCUUGGUUGAUAGGUAUGCACGUCAAGCUAAGAUCCCAUAUUACAAAGUGAUUCGUGUUGGACAUCCUACAGAGGAACACGUGCAGUAUCAUCAGAGGUGGAACUCAAAAGACUACAAGCCCUUUUGUGGGGAGCCCGGAAUUAUUGAAAAGUUCAAAGCCUUUAGUGAAAAGUACAGGGCAAGUACAAAGAACCUUGAAAGUAAAAUGAUUCAAAGAGUGGGAAUAGAGGGUGUCACUGCCGUGAAUUCAAGUAGCUUUGGAGCAAUGGGAACCCCAUUUGAGCGAGCAAGGGAAUUAAAGAGGAGAGAGGAAGAACUGGAUGGAGCCCAUAUGGUCCAAAGGCCUGCAAUUGCUCACAGUACUACUCCAACUUGUCCCCCAAUUAGUGGGUUUAUGGAUGAGGCUGGGCAGAAUUACCAUCAGUCAAUUGCUGCACUGGCUACGGAAAUACAAACGAGGGAGGCUGCUCAUGAUAAGGAGGCCUCAUCACGGGCACCACUGCAGGUGGAGCUGAGGAAGUUCACCGCUGAUGAGCUCCGGACUAGGAAGCAAGCAAGAACUUAGCUAGAACAGUUUUGUGAAGGAAGAUGAAGAUGAAGAUGAAGAUGAAGAUGAAGAUGAAUAUGGAGCUUGGGCUGAAGCCGAAGCCGAAGCCGGAGCUGAAGCCGGAGCCGAAGCCGGAGCCAUGACAGAGACAGAGACAGAGCCGAAGCUGAAGCUGCAGAAGAUGAAGCUCGGCAUCGGCGUCAGCGUCAGCAUCAGAUUCUAUCUGUACUUUCAGCUGAAGCUAGAGCUCAAGCUGAUGCGGAAGCAAGAGCAAAAGCUGAAGCUGAGGCAAGAGCAAGAGCUAAAGCUAAAUCUGGAGCUGAUGCGGAAGCAAGAGCUAAGCUAAAUCUGGAGCUGUACUUGCUUUAUGGAGAGCUACAGUCCGGCAGCGGCAGGCUCUAUUUGGAGCUGGAGCUGAAGAUAAAGCUGAAGAUAAAGUUGAAGCUCAAGUUGCAGCUCCAUCCGAAGGUCAAGCUCCAGCUGAAAACUCGAGUUUGUGUAGCUUGAGCUAGAGCUGCAGUUGCUAGUAGCAAAUUCAAGGAAAAGGAGAAAGAAGCCGACAACUUUAACAAACAAUUGAUGAGGAGGGAUUUAGCAAAGCUCAAGCCUGAUCACUUGGAAUGGAUAUGGCAACAAUGUCCAGAUGGUGGUGAGGAUACUUGAAUUUAUACCUUUUGUAUAUGUGAUUAUUAGUUUGCAGAUGCAAGAUGCCUGCGUGCUUCCCGGGAACAAUUUCAUUGCCCCUUGCGUAGGCCAAUAAUUUGAUAUAGUUGAUAUAUUGUCCUUCUGUUUAUCCAUCGGAUACUGAAUCUUGGAUUU
This is a messenger RNA of Rubroshorea leprosula, 1431 nucleotides long. The record is from the annotation of a GenBank genome assembly. Lineage: Eukaryota; Viridiplantae; Streptophyta; Magnoliopsida; Malvales; Dipterocarpaceae.